This is a messenger RNA of Vespa mandarinia (Asian giant hornet), 3327 nucleotides long. It is a transcript of the gene Syt1, whose product is annotated as synaptotagmin 1. Gene Ontology annotation, cellular component: exocytic vesicle; plasma membrane; axon. Gene Ontology annotation, biological process: synaptic vesicle endocytosis; calcium ion-regulated exocytosis of neurotransmitter. Lineage: Eukaryota; Metazoa; Arthropoda; Insecta; Hymenoptera; Vespidae. Gene Ontology annotation, molecular function: clathrin binding; calcium ion binding; phosphatidylserine binding. The record is from RefSeq and is a predicted model, not a curated record.
ACUCGCGUCCUACCUACCUCCUCUGUAGAAGAGCCGUGCCACGGAUAGAUUUUCCACCGUUCUAGCACCGUCGUGGAUGUCGCAAGGGCGUUCGACGUCAAAGGCGAAGACGAGGUGGAUGAGAAGGAUGCGUCUCUAAACGAAAAAUAAUAUUCGUGCGAGUUACUAAUCUCCUCCAACACCAUCGUUUAUAGUUUUUUCCUUCUUACUCUGUCCGUCUAUCUAUUUCUCUAUCCACCUAUAUCGGUUCGCUACGUCGAGAGAGAAUACAACGACAAAGUAUCCAACAUUAACGUUCUCUUCUUUUUAACGUCGUUUGUUCUUUGAUCGGACGACGGCACAACGACGGGGUGGAUCCUUGGAUUGGUGAAGAUAACGGACUGAAUAAAAAAUCAUCUUCGAUAAGGAAUAUUAACUUACAAAAUGCCACCUAUUAAGAGGGAAGCACCGUCAGAACCGGCGCCAGCAGCAGCUACAUCGGAAAAUGUGGAAACGCAAGAGGAAACGUCGAACCUUCCGCAAUUGACGUUGAAGGCGAUGACGAGUACCGAGGAGGCAGUAAGAAGCGAGACAGAAUCGGAAGUCACGACGGAAAGUACGAUGAAAAAUUUGAAGGAUCAACUAGGAACAUUAUCGAAAGAUUUGGCCGAAGAAAUGGGUAUACCAACGUGGGGCUUAGUCGCAAUUUUAAUAGCCGUCGGCGUGGUCGUCCUUGGAAUUUGUUUCUGCUGUAUAAGAAGAUGCUGUCGCAAGAGACGUUCCAAGGAUGGCAAAAAGGGCCUAAAAGGAGCGGUGGAUCUAAAAUCGGUUCAGUUACUUGGAAGUACGUAUAAGGAUAAGCCGGAUAUGGAAGGACUCACGGAUAAUGCAGAAGAGCCCGACGAGGCUGAAAGCAAACAGAGCGAAGUCAAACUAGGAAAGCUUCAAUACAAGCUCGAGUAUGACUUCAAUUCAAACAGUUUGGCAGUGACGGUGAUACAGGCCGAAGAAUUGCCAGCUUUAGACAUGGGUGGCACUUCGGAUCCUUACGUAAAGGUAUACUUGUUGCCCGAUAAGAAAAAGAAAUUCGAAACGAAGGUCCACAGAAAGACGCUGAGCCCUGUAUUCGAGGAGACGUUUGUUUUUAAGAAUGUACCUUACGCGGAGGCCAUGAACAAGACACUGGUAUUCGCGAUCUUCGACUUUGAUAGAUUCUCGAAGCACGAUCAAAUCGGUGAGGUCAAAGUACCGUUGUGUCAGGUCGAUCUCGCACAGACCAUCGAGGAAUGGCGAGAAUUGCAGAGCGUCGAAGGAGAGGGAGGACAGGACAACAAAUUGGGUGAUAUUUGUUUCUCCCUGAGAUAUGUACCAACGGCUGGUAAACUCACGGUGGUCAUUCUCGAAGCUAAGAAUCUAAAGAAAAUGGACGUUGGUGGUCUCUCAGAUCCUUACGUCAAGAUCGCACUCAUGCAAAAUGGCAAGAGGCUCAAGAAGAAAAAGACAUCCAUAAAGAAGUGCACUCUUAAUCCCUAUUACAACGAAUCGUUCACCUUUGAAGUUCCCUUCGAGCAGAUCCAAAAAGUGCAAUUGGUCGUAACAGUGGUGGAUUAUGAUCGCAUUGGUACUUCGGAACCGAUCGGCAAAGUCGUAUUGGGAUACAAUGCGAGUGGAACGGAAUUGAGACAUUGGUCGGAUAUGUUGGCAUCUCCGAGGCGUCCAAUUGCUCAAUGGCACACACUCAAGGAUCCCGAGGACGGAGAUAAGAAGGAUUAAAUUGGUUAAAUGAAUAUUCAAUCGAGGUAACGUCCCUCCUCUGCUACACCUAACCAAAAAAUACUUUCUAUAAGAUGGAUUCAAGAGAUAUAGACGGCGCCUAUAUGCAUACCACAUCCACAUUAUAAUUUCUUUCGAGACGAGAUCCAAGAAAGCGUCGAGAGAAGCGAGAACUCUGAGUGUCGAGAGAAUUCGUUGGCAAUAACUAAUCGUUUCUUUGCAGGAAUAUAUCUCACGAGAGAGAAAUAAUAAAAGGAAACAAAAAUGUGUGAAAGUGAGGAGAGAGAGAGAGAGAGAGAGAGAGAAAUUAUGCGGAGAAAAAUGAACGUGAUAAGGAGAGAGAGAGAGAGAGAGAGAGAGAGAGAGAGAUAGGAAGUAAGAAAAAAAAUACUUAGCAGAUAUUAAACGAUCUAUGAUUAAAUUAAAUAACGAUAAAUACCACCAAGAAUUUAGAAUUAACAAUAUGUUCUCAUGGAAUGUAGUGUCUUGUAUAUAUACAUGCAUACAUACAUACAUACAUAUAUCUACUAUUACUUCUCUCCGUAGAUGUAAAACACAUUUGAAUAAUAAUUUCCCGAAUGAACAUGCGUUCUCUUCAUAUCUACGAGAAGCAUUUUGAAAAAGAAAAGGAAAAGACACAAAAACAAACACAUAUGUGUAUAAAUUUGUGCAUGGCUCUAUAUAUAGGCACGCACACAUAUAUACACAUAUAUAUUUAUCAAGUUACUUCGAAUAGAGUUCUUUAUAAAGCUAAAAUAAGAAAGAUGAUAAGAAAAAAACUACUCUAAGAGCUCUUACGGUCCCUUUGACGUUUCAGCGCAGAUUUAAUAAGACUCUUUGUAAAGUAAUCGAUAUUGUUCAUGUUAAAUACGUUGGACUGAGAUAAGAAGACACAUAAAACAACAAACAUUAUAUACACGCAUAUGUACGUGUCACGAAUGGCGUGCACGUUGCGUAACCAAUGUGUGAACAUUUCUCGGGAGAAUAUAAAUAAAUCGUAAAAUAUAAUAAAAAGAACAAAAAGAAAAAAAGAGACAUAGCGAGCUUCGUGCGUAAGUAAGUAAAGUAAUUAAGUAAGUAACCACAAGAUAGUUGUGUUUUUCGUGUACAAAAUAACGAGAGAGAGAGAGAGAGAGAGAGAGAGAGAGCGAAAGUGCGAACGUGCGACGAGCGAACGAGCAAACGAGCGAAAGAGAGAGAGAGAAAGAGAGCGAGAGAGAGAUGAAUAAACAAAAUAUAAAAAAAUUAAAUUUAAAAGGAUUACAACGAAGCUUCCGUCGAUCUUUCGACGCAUUUAAUUCGCCACGUACGCCUAUGUGCAGAGAGAAAAGAGAAGGAAUACGUAAAAAGGGUAAGAAAGGAAGAGAUGAAAUGACGGCUUCCGGUUGUGGCAAAGAUUCUCGGAAAAAAAUGUUAAAACACAAUGAAUCAGACAAAAGGAAAACAAAAAAAAUAAAAGGAUGGCUAUAUCCGUUACGAAGAAGACGCGUUAUCAAAGCAGACCGGAAGCGAAAGAGCUAUGGACAAAAAAAAAGAGAGAAAGAAAAGGAAAACAUGACUUUAAAGAGACCUGGA